UAUAUAUGAUUUAGACAAAAGACAAAAAAGUAGUACAUGUCGCAGAUUCAGUGAAAACUAGAGGUCCGUUGAAGGAGGAAAUGUGCCUUUAAUGAAUUUCAUGCGCUUUGUUGACCUCUAUUGUUUGUUGUUGCCAGCAGGGUGCGUCAUAUAGUUAACUGAGAUGUAAUAAUACAUGUGUGUAUAUAUAUAUAUAUAUAUAGUCUAUAUUUGUUUUCCGAGUAAAAUGUACUACUUUAAAUACAAUUGUUACAUCAUAGGAUGCUGAAACAACUCGCUUACCGCCGUGUUUCGGAUCGUGUACUGUCCUAGAGCAGAAGUAAUGCAGAACUCCAUCUCAGUCAGGGUUGAAGAAGGAUAGAGAAGAACGUGAAGCGCAGCCGGCAAUCUGUGACUAAACCACGGAUAAGAAAUCCAUUGAACUCCCGGUGAAAGAGCACGCCUAGAUGUUUGAUUCUGUAUUCACUGUGAAAUGUCAUGGAUUAGGAUACGCUUUGUCCCGAACUGCACUACAUUCCUGAUUGAAAGAUGAAUAUCUGCGACAAGAACCCAAACCGGACGGCCCCUGAGAAGGAAGCAGGGACGUCCCCCCCGGCUGACCUCCCCCAGUGCUCCAGGACUAAUGGCUGGAGCUGGCCCCCGCACCCCUUCCAGCUGCUGGCCUGGCUGCUCUACAUCUACUUCGCUGUCAUCGGCUUUGGCAUCUUCAUCCCUCUCCUGCCGACUCAUUGGGUGCCUGCAGGAUAUAUUUGUACUGGUGUCAUGUUCGUUUGUCAUCUGUUUGUCCAUCUGACUGCCGUCACUCUCGACCCUGCCGACAGGAAUGUCAGAGUCAAGAACUACAGCGGCCCAGUUCCAGUGUUGGACCGCAGCAAGCAUGCACAUGUGAUUGAGAACUGCCACUGUUACCUCUGUGAGGUGGACGUGAGCCCCAAGUCCAAGCACUGCAGUGCAUGUAACAAGUGUGUUGCCAAUUUCGAUCAUCAUUGUAAAUGGCUGAACAAUUGUGUGGGCAGCAGGAAUUACUGGCUUUUCCUGAACAGUGUGAUUUCAGCCCUUCUCGGAAUACUUCUUGUGGUCAUCAUCGCCUUGUAUGUGUUUGUUGAGUUCUUCGCAGAUCCAGCAAUGCUGCGCUCCAACAAAUACUUUCGAGUCAGAAAUGAUUCUGGCAUCUGGUUCGUGUUCCUGCCGGUGGCUCCAGUGUCGACGACGGGGCCCGCGAUCCCUGCUCUGGCUGCCAUCACUAUCGCUCUGGGGCUUCUCUCCACCAUCCUGCUGGGCCAUCUGCUCAUCUUCCACAUCUAUCUCAUGUGGAACAGAUUAAGUACAUAUGCAUAUAUCAUGCGUCAGCGCCAUCGCCAUGAGGCCACGAGCACUGACAAGGAGAAUGAGAGGAAGGAGGCUGUACCUCCAAAAAUGAAUCUAAUAAAGGAUGUUGGUUACUCCGGGACUCUGGGGUACACCAAUCCUGAGAUCCAGGUGGAAGAUCCUGCUUUAAUGUUGGCAUCAGGAAAAGACAUAUCGAAGCGCUAUGGAAACGGGACCCUGAGGAAGUCCAGCAGCAGUAAAGCAGGAGAGGAACUCCGUCCCACCAACUCCAGCGAGCAGCAGCAGCAGCCAGCCCGCAGGACAAGCACACAGAAGAAGAAAAAGAAGAAAGUGCACAAAGUGCCAGCAGAAGUUAUCAAUGACAGGUCGCUGGAAAACAAUUCAAACAAACUCCCAGGAGUGUCACCUUCCGAUCCAGGACCCCUGUUUGGUGCCCUUAAUGCUGCCUCCCAGAGUCUCGUGCUCCCCGUCCCAGUCUUUCCUCAAAGAGCCUCUCUACCUCCCCUGGUAGCCAGCGCCGCCCCAGUCCAGGCCGCGGGGCCCCCUGCUGACUACCACUCUGAUUCCGCAGAGUCCAUGGACGAGAUUCCCGUCGCACAGACCCGCCUCGGCAGCGCUGCUGUGGGAGGAUACGCCAGCAACUCCCGACAGAACCUCCUCUCCAAACCUCGCCUCCCCCAACAGGACCACCGCCCCCUGCAGACUCUACCCUCCCCACAGCCCAGAGCCAUGAGGAGGAGCUUGAAGAGGCCCCUGAGCACGGAGCAGAAAUUCAAGCUGCUCCCUCAGCCCCCCACCGUGUAUGUGAGUAAGAGCAGCGGGGAUUGUAGGGUCCCCCAGCUCCGGGGUAACCCCACCGCAGUGGAGGAGGGCUCCUCUGGACACAGUAAAAGGAAAAGGACCAGUAAGAAAAGCCACGAGUACGACAGCAGCAGAGACGCAAGGACAGGUACAAUGCUAGCGUGAACAGAACCUAGUGAUGGGGAGGUUACUUUCAAAAAGUAAUCAGCUACCAGUUAAAGUAAUCAGAUUACAGUAAUGCGUAACUCCCCAUCACUGGCAGCAGCACCACUACAGAUCCCACAGAUAAAUAGUAAAGCUGUGUUUUUAAAUAAAUUGCAAAAAUAUUUUUUUUAAUUUUAAAGAAAAAUACAAAAAUGAUAAAUCAACUGUUGAAAUCCUGAGAAAUUGUAUCGGCCGUAAUUGUAUCCCUUUCCACGUAAUACUGGUUAAUAUUGAUUAGGUUAUAAAAUGAUCUGAACUGAUUUCAACUAAUAUCUGUUACUGGGGCGAGAUACUGAGAUAGUGUGUUUCUUGAUAUACUCUGUUCAAUGCCAAAGGCUAAACCUUGAUGGGAAGGAAGUACCAUAUACAGCACCAGUCAGCGGUCAAGCCAACUGAACCCCCCUUUUCUUUUUCUAUUGGUUUGAUUCCUUAGUGUUGUGUGGUAUUUGAAAUAGUGACCUCUGUACCGAUAUAGAAGAACCACCUGUCUGUAGUGACCCCACCCUCACUCAUCUCGAUAAGAAGACCACUUUUACAUUGUGUGUGUGUGUACAGUAGCUAUAACUCUACCUCUACCUGUGUUUCUAAGUCUGGUCUCUGCCAUAUUGAAAGAAAAUACCCUAUCAUUUAAAAACUUUUGAUUCCUGGCUGUGUAGGGAACACACCAGCCUGGCACACCAGCUUGUAACUCCUUCAGUUCUUACAAUCAGUUUAACAUCUCAGUGCAAUAUUUCUAAAAUGCCAUAUCCCUUUUAAUUUAAAUGAAUCGAUUUUAAUAAUUAAAAUCUCUUUGUUCAAAGAGUUUAUUCUUCUUCUUCUUCUUAUUAUUUUUUUUUUUUUUUAAUCUAGCCAUUGGUCAAAAUAACAGCAACUUUAUGAUAUCCGUCCAAAUAGGUUUAUAAGCCUAGUCCAAAACCUUUCGUCCUUACAUUACAGUCUUAUCUAUAUUUGUUUGUUUGUUUGUUUGUUUGUCACAAAAAGAAAACACUAAGCAAAGGCAAAUAAUUUGAGAGGAAAGCAAAACUAUCAGAAAGCAACCAGGUGUGCAGAAAUUAGACAUGCAAAUUAUUAUCCUGAGUAUUGUCAUUGUUAAAGUAUUUUAUUUUCCUCUAAAUGCCUUAGCACUGACUUAAAAAAUAGCAUCAUAUCCAGUGUUGAUUCUAAUGGUCUUGAUUAUACACUACAAACAUACCCUGUAGACAAAUGUGUUUUAACCUAGCAUUUUAAAUUUUUGACAGGAUGUUUUAUACAGUACCUAAAUAUUUGUAGUCUUUUUGUCGUCUGACUCCGAGCAGUGUAAAAACCUCUUUUAAAGUGUCUUUAUCUAUCUUUCUACCAGAUCCAAGUUGUUUAGGUUUGAAACGACGUGGUUAAACGUAUUCUAAGAGUCGUGUUGUCUUUUAGCAUGGAUGGGUAUAGAUGUGGAACUGUGAUUCAUCUUUGUCUUAAAAUGCCACUAUUGAUUUUUUUAGGGGAUUUGUGUAUUUUGAGGUUCUUCUUUUUAAAACAAUGUUUCAACAUAAAUGUGGUGGAGAAUUUGAUGGGGAAUGCUUGGACAAUAAUCAAACAAACCCCAGAUUCUGCUGGGUUUAGGUAGGCACUACACAGUGCAGUGGUGGGGGUUUCCAGCAUUAUAUUUAAAACAAUGGUAAAUGAAUCCCCCUUUGGUUUACAGAUUUAUUUAUAAGCAUCUAUAAACCUCUUGUUAAAGGUACCGGUUUAUUACAAUACACAUUGUAAUUGCGGUAACACUGCAGUUUAGGGAUCUGUUAUAAGUGGUUAUAAACAAUAGCAAAAACAAAACAAUGGCAAAAGUGUAUAGUAACUGUAUUGCAAAAACAAAGCAACCCCAUACAACAAGUGAGACAGACAUAUAAAAGCAGAUUGACCUAUAUCCGUUAUAAGUGAUUAUAAACAAUAGCGCAAAAAACAAUGACAAAAGUGUGUAAUAAUACUCUUAUUUCUGUUCAUAUUCUAUAAUUGUUAAUAGCUUAAUUAAUAACUUGUUUAUAGAUUGUUUAUAAUCACUUGUAUCGGAUCCCUAAAGUAAAGUGUUACCAUAAUUGUAAAGUAAUGCAGUUUAUUGCCUUUGUUUCAUGUUUUAUAAACUUCAAUUAUUUCUCAUCACAUCCCUUUUAUAACUCGUUUUAUAGAUGUUUCGAACUGUUCAUAACAGAUCGGUGAACUAAAGUGUUAAUGGGAAUAGUUUUGUAUUAUUGCUAUGAUCAGUGAAAUAUCAGGACAUGUCAGCUGUAAUCCCCACACAGACAAACCCCACAUAUUCCCUCAGGAUUUUCAGGAAAUAUUUCACAGCACAUUAAUUUUGCGGAUUUUUAAUAAACAUGAAAUUAGCAAACAUUUCUUGCUCGUGAAAUGUUCUUGUCUUACAGUGGAAGACAUAUGUUCCUUGCAUCACUUGGAUCGAAUGCUUAGCUAGGAGUGUAUUUAGGGUUGGACCCACUCCUUGCUUUUCGUCUGUUUGUGCAUGACACGAAACAUGCAUGCUUUACUUAUUCCAAAAGCUGCAGUUCUAGUAGUAUUUUGCAUUAGCUCCAUGAAUAUUUUUACAUAUAGAUUUUUCGUUUUUUAUCUCGCAGAUCUGAAAUUCAGAAACUUAAUUCAGGGUGAGAAAUAUUUUUUAGAGGCCUCUCUAAAGAUGAAAUGUUCAUGCCAUCUUUGAAAUGAAUGAAUAAACUCAAAACCCUGUCUAGAAAUAGAACAGCUGUAUUUAUUUCAACGGUUUUACUAAAUAAGUCCAAAAGUAUUGCAUAAAUUGUUACUGUAUGUUGAAUUUUCUGUUUGCUCUGAAAUGAGUCUUCAAAUACGCACAUCCCAGUAUCCAUAAAAUAGCUAUACUGUGUGUCAAGUAAAUCUGCUCUUUUAUCUGUUACACUAAGGAAAGAUACCGACACUAUAUUUGCACUAUUAAAUGUUUAUGUAAAUAUUUGUGUAUUUGAAAUGUAAUCUUUACAAAUCUGCUAAUUAAAGGUGUUCUGUUCGUUCAUAAUCCCUCAUGAAGAUUUCUCAUUUCAUUUUCAUGGACGAUUGACAUGUGAAUGCAUUGUAUUUGUUUUUCGAUAGACGCUCA
Messenger RNA from Acipenser ruthenus (sterlet), 5422 nucleotides. Its product is annotated as palmitoyltransferase ZDHHC1. The record is from RefSeq and is a predicted model, not a curated record. Gene Ontology annotation, cellular component: Golgi apparatus; endoplasmic reticulum. NCBI's taxonomy places the organism in Eukaryota, Metazoa, Chordata, Actinopteri, Acipenseriformes, Acipenseridae. Gene Ontology annotation, molecular function: protein-cysteine S-palmitoyltransferase activity. The transcript has 11 exons. Bases 529 to 2295 code for a protein of 588 amino acids. Gene Ontology annotation, biological process: protein targeting to membrane; peptidyl-L-cysteine S-palmitoylation.